This is a messenger RNA of Sphaerulina musiva SO2202, 2228 nucleotides long. Its product is annotated as DNA lyase-like protein. The coding region runs from base 34 to 2013 and encodes 659 amino acids. Gene Ontology annotation, molecular function: phosphoric diester hydrolase activity; double-stranded DNA 3'-5' DNA exonuclease activity; zinc ion binding. Gene Ontology annotation, cellular component: nucleus. Gene Ontology annotation, biological process: base-excision repair. Lineage: Eukaryota; Fungi; Ascomycota; Dothideomycetes; Mycosphaerellales; Mycosphaerellaceae. The transcript has a single exon. The record is from RefSeq and is a predicted model, not a curated record.
CUCGACCUCGUCGUCGCCGCCGGAAUAGGAAGGAUGAGGCUCACCACAUGGAAUGUCAACGGCAUCCGCAAUCCCUUCUCCUACCCGCCAUGGAACACGUCCCGCUCCUACUCGUCCAUGUUCGACGUGCUCGAGGCCGAUAUUGUGGUGAUGCAGGAACUGAAGAUUCAAAGAAAAGACCUCAGGGAUGACAUGGUGCUGGUGGAUGGCUGGGACUGCUAUUUCUCACUGCCCAAGCACAAGAAAGGAUACUCGGGCGUGGGAAUCUACACUCGGAAUGCCACUUGCUCACCCAUUCGAGCCGAGGAGGGUGUGCUGGGUGUGCUCCCGAGCAGCAAUGCGGGAGUCCCAUACCGAGAGCUGCCCGAGGAGGAUGCCAUUGGAGGCUACCUCAAUACCGAGCAGUACUCGCACCUGUGGCAGCUGAGUGGUGAAGACCCGGCUGGUCUUGAUGCAGAAGGCCGAUGCGUAAUUCUAGAGUUCCCGGCCUUUGUUCUAUUAGGUGUCUACAGCCCUGCCAACAGCAAUGGCAUGAGAGAUGGCUUCCGCUAUGGCUUUCUGUGUGCAUUGGACUGUCGCAUACGCAACCUGAUCAAGAGCGGGAAAAAUGUGGUCCUCGUUGGAGACCUCAAUAUCACGAGGCACGAGAGCGACAGUGCGAGCACAUUGGAGGAAAUUCGCAAGAAGCAGGCGACGAGAGAGGAGUUUCUUGCAGGAUCCAAUAGGAGAAUAUUCAACCAGCUACUGCUCGAUGGCGAAGUGCUUGGUGAGCGAGAUGAAGGGAGAGAGACGGCCGUGCUAUGGGAUACGACCAGAGGCUUCCACCCCGACAGAAAGGGCAUGUACACGCAUUGGGACACGAAGAUCAAUGCAAGGCCUGGAAACUAUGGCAGUCGCAUCGACUUCGUGCUGGUUGCCGAGGCCAUGAGGAGCUGGAUCAAGGAUGCCAACACACAGGAGGGAUUGCUGGGAAGCGAUCAUUGUCCUGUGUACGUGAAUUUCUAUGACAAGGUAAAGACCCGAGCAGGCGACGUGGAUCUUCUAGACAUCAUGAAUCCCCCUGGCAUGUUUGAGCAGGGCAAGAGGAAGCAAGAGUGGAACGUUGCAUCGAUACCUGGCUUCUCAGCCAAGCGUAUGUCAGAAUUCAGUGGAAGACGGACUCUCAAGAGCAUGUUCGCGGCGCCGCCCAUGAAGAAGAUACAAUCCGAGCAGCAAGAGUCAGCAGUGGAGGCAAAUGCAAUUCCUGAUCUUCUGCCUUCCCAAAACGAUAAUUCAAGACUUCCUUUGGCAGAUUCUGGCCAGGACAGCACUCGCGCUUCGACAGCGUCAUCUAACAAACGAAAGGCGUCGGUGGCGGCGCCUGCUGUCAAGGAGCCACCUAUCAAGCGCCAAAAGUCUGAUGCGAAGACGACAGCAGCAAAAGGCCAGAGAAGUCUGAAAGGCUUCUUUCAAGCGAAGAAUGCAUCCUCUCCGACCAAGAUUUCUUCACCAGAGAAGCAGCCCGAGACUUCUGGUGAUAUCACUAGCAUCAACAGCGAUGAUCUCGAGCUGCAACGUGCCAUGAAAGCUUCCACUGCUUUAAAUUGCCAACUCUCCCAAGCAGGAGCAGAUAUCGACGACGUCCCACCAUCUGCAGAGCCCUCGACACCGAGAUCAGCAGAACCUCCAGACCCAGAAGAUCUAGACAUGUCUCCGCGCUCCUUUGCUCAACAACUCGCCUCUGCAGAGCAGACCCAGAAGUCAUGGUCCUCGCUUUUCGCUAAGCCGGUGGCGCCCCUAUGUGAAGGGCACAGUGAGCCGUGCAAGAGCAUGCUUACUAAGAAAAAAGGCUACAAUCAAGGCCGGAGCUUUUGGAUGUGUGCGAGACCGCUUGGUCCCACUGGCGAAAAGGACAGGACGACCGGGAGUCAAUGGAGAUGUCCGACCUUCAUCUGGUGCAGCGAUUGGCAGGGUGGCAGAGUACAUGCCGAUAAAGGUGGAGAAGGAAGUCCAGUGAAGGAUGGGGUCGAUUGAUCCUAGGAGGUACCUCUGCCAGGAGUAUGACUAACGACAGCUUACGAGAAAUUUGGAAUGACACGAAAGGGACGGACGAACAUGGAUACCUUAUGUGGCUUUGCUUCUUAUGAUACCCAUGUAACGAUUAGCUUCAGACAUACUUCAUAUGGUAGGCAUGCAGCCAAGUGCUGUCACGGGAACACUUAAUUCAUGCGAAGAUACAAUACGCUGAU